This is a messenger RNA of Paramuricea clavata, 11635 nucleotides long. The record is from the annotation of a GenBank genome assembly. Lineage: Eukaryota; Metazoa; Cnidaria; Anthozoa; Malacalcyonacea; Plexauridae.
AUUAUUUCCAUAUUCUUUCCAUGACAUGUAUAUGAUUUAAGGUAGGUGCAUGGUUGACAAAUGCUUUUUGCCUAUGGUCUGCAAAGACAAUGACAUGCUUUUCUGUGUAUAUAAUUAAAUGAAUAUAACGCAGCGAAUGCGCCAAACAGUAUAAACGCGGCUGAAAUACGAUAUUAAAAUCUUAAACGUGCCGUAUGAUUUAAUUAUGUUUUAGGAUUUACAAAUGCUUUGUCAUUUGUAUUUAUACUUGUACUGCAUCACAAGGCAGUACGUAUUGUAAGUGAAAAAAAUCCACAUGUGAGAUUGUCUUGUAUAUAUUUUUGCUUUCUUUGAUAAACACUAUUAAACACGCAAAUUUUAAUUAGUGAAACGCAAUGUUAAAUGUCAUCUGCAUGUCAUUGUCAUUGCCCUUUAACCCCUGGUCUAAUUGGCCGCUUUUGAAAAUAUUGAUAGUUAGUGCCUUACGUCUUCGCUGGUUGUUAUAUUUUAAAAUAAUUUUGUAUGUACCGAGAAAUCAAUAUUCCGAGUAUAUAAAUAUAUAAACUGGGAUGUCACACUGAUAGCUUGUUUACAUUUCCUGGAGCAUCAUGAAAUCUUAUGUUUAACCACGGUGGUUUAACCCAUUAGCUGGCAAUGCGCCCUUCCCUUGUCGAGCGCCAGAAGAUUUUACUCGUCAGUGGUAUAGGGUACUGCCAGUAAAUGGGUUAACAAACCUAUCUGCCAAUGGCUCUUGUUAAUUCGUCAACACAGUAAUGACCCAUACUUUAGUAUUUACCCUGUGCAACGCCAGACGAUUUUUAAUACUCAGUCAGUGGUAGGGUACUGUCAAUAAAUGGGUUAACAAGGAUAACAAUAAUUAGCCUGCAUGACAGGCGGUAUUUCCCAGGCUUUCCCAAUUUUAGGAACCGCCUGCCAUGCAGGCUAAACAAUAAUAGGAUGUUUCUGAAGGACUCGUUCAACACCCUGUAGUUUGUAUUUUGCUGUCAAAGGCAGCAUUACUGCCCUGUGGGUAACCUAGUAUUAAUUGUAAUGGCAUGAGACCCAAAAUAGGCACGAGAUAUAUUUGUAAUGGUACGAGAUCCUAAAAAGUUAAUAGCGGCAUGCAGACAAUUUCUUCCUCUUUAACCUCUUAAACUGCGAGCAGUCCCCAUAAUAAAUUAUUCUCUAAUGGUUUAUUGAAAAAAUAAGAUUCAUUGUGAUGGCAUGCUAUAUAUUAUGUAAGCCAAACUCGAGUAUUUACCAUUUUAAAACUUUAGUCUUUAUAAAUUGAGUGCAUGAGAAAUAGCUAUUAUGCAAUAUACAUACUGUGCUCAAACGUAUAUUUAAAACUUCAUGAAAAAUUGUAUGUCAUUUCUGUAAAAAAAUUGUCUGUCAUUUCUGUAAUAAUAGGUGAAAAGAAAUGAUAAUAAACCGUAAUAUUUACCUUUCGACAAAAAAACUUCAAAUGUGUAUAUGGAAAUUAUUAUCUCGAAUCCCAUAAUAUAAUAUAAUUAUAUAUGUUGCAGCAUUGAGUUGAUAUCCAGUUGAUAUUGCAUGAAUACACUCUUUUGGGGGUCGUUUUGACUCUUUUGAAUUUACAGUGUAUACAUGCAUAGUACCUAGUUUUGAUUUGUAAGAAACACCAUGUAUAUUUAAUAUUGCAAUUCUUUUGACUCGGGAUUUUUUAAAAUACGGUCAUGCAAAACAUAACUUUUAUCGACUAAGAAUAUAGUUAGCUCUAGUUGAGUUGAGUCUAGUUCCAUGUUACAUAAUUUUUACUGUUACAUAACAUAUAUAUAUAUAUAUAUAUAUAUAUGGACUUCACAUAUAUAUUUCUUGAAAAACAGAUUCAUACGACUAAUAGAUAAUAAUGUGGUUAUCUUUUGUUUACCUUAACCGCAAUUUACUUGAACUUGCUUGGGAGUUUUAUCUUCGUUUAAUUAAUAGAUAAGAUCCUGUUCAUAUUUUAUUAUAUAUAAGCAUUGUAAUCUGGUUAUGCGGGCAGAACAGCUAACACAGUAACGGUUUCAACACUAAUGUUGUCACGGAAACAAUGGCUUCCAGAGCAUCAAAACUGCAGUUGUAUCGAAGUAAGCUAUUUUAAAGUCUUUUCUGUAAUGAACUAUAUAUAUAGAGGAUAAAUUACAUGGGUGCGCGGAAAUACCAGAUUUAUUUCGAGUGUUGAACGUCCGUGGCAAUGCGUUUUACAACAAAUGAUAUUUUCACACGUAAAAAUAUCGGGUUUUUUACGUGUGUUUAAAUACGAUUUUUCUCAGCGGCCAAAAACUCUAUAUAACACAUAUGUUUAUAUAAUAAAAUAUCUUAUUUUUUCUGCGGUAAAUUUUUGAAUGUAUAAGCUUUUUUGAAAUUUAAUUUGUGCAUAUAAACAAAGUCCAAUGCUUAUAUAUAGUUAAAUGUUAUUCAUUUUACUGAGUUAGGCUAAGUAAAAGUAUUUUGAGUAUAUUUUGGUAGUUUUUUUGUUCACAGUUUUUUAUUGUUAAUUUGAUAUUUCAGAAAACCAUUUUUGAAUUAUAUUUUUUACUGCAUGAUGAACAGUGAAGUUAUCAUACUCUUGUAUGUUACUGAGCGAAACAAAAUAUGUUGAACUUCUUUUCUAUUUGUGGAAACGUUUAAAUGUUUUUUUUAAAAUAAUUUUAAAACAAAAUAUAACACGUAUAUAACGUCUGUUUUCUUUGAAGGCUUUUGAAUUAAUUGAAAACAGACUUUGCAACCGAUGGAGGUUGAUAUACGUCGAUGGUUUACAAUUUUUGGAGGUUAAAGUUAAACUGAAUAGUUAAAAAAUAGUAAAAUAUUUACUCAAAGCAAGAGGUGCAGUUGUGCAGACUAAGAAAAAAGAGGUGCACUCGUGCAGGCUAAAACUAAGUAUAUAUAUAUAUAUAUAUAUAUAUAUAUAUAAUAUAUAUAUAUAUAUAUAUAAUAUACAGAGACCAAGGAUGAUCAGCCUCGGAAUUUUCAAAAAAAAGUUCAUUUUUUUUCCAACCUCGGGAUUUUCAAAAAAUUUUCAUUUUUUUUCUUAUAUAUAUAUAUAUAUAUAUAUAUAUGUUAAGAUGAAAAUGUUCUAGAGUGUGUAUUAUAUAAUUUCCAUACCCAGCGCAAGCAGAAAGAUGUUGUCUGCCGCGGCUGGGUCUUGAACCCGCUACCUUCGAAUUACUAGAUCGACGCUCUACCAACUGAGCUACACGGUCAGACGGAUUUAAGAUUAUAUAUAUAUAUAUAUAUAUAUAUAUAUAUAUAUAUAUAUAUAUAUAAAUAUAUAUAUAUAUAUAUAUAUAUAUAUAUAUAUAUAUAUAUAUAUAUAUAUAUAUAUAUAUAUAAUAUAUAUAAUAUAUAUAUAUAAUAUUAUAGAGACCAAGGAUGAUCAGCCUCGGAAUUUUCAAAAAAAAGUUCAUUUUUUUUCCAACCUCGGGAUUUUCAAAAAAUUUUCAUUUUUUUUCUUUCUAUAUAUAUAUACAUAUACCGGGUGUCCCAAAAAAAAGUACUCCGGUUUGAUGUAUAAUAACUUCUAAACAAGUAAAGUUAUCAAACAGAAAUAACUUGCAUUAAAUAGAGGAAGGACUAACUUAGAUUUUGAUAUAUUACAGUUGUAUUUUACUUAAAAAUUCACGGAGAUAUUAAUGUUCAAAAUCGGGAGCAUAUUUUGGGAUGUGUCUAAAAUUAGCGAAAAUCGGCAUAUCAAAUAUUAACUUCAGCGUUUGUUUGCUUGAUGACAUAUCAGACUAACUUGUAUUUCAGCGAAUUGUCGUUAGGGUUUUUAAGGGAUAUGACUUAGAUUUAGACUUCUUACAUGUAAGCUAAGUCUUAGCUAAUUGUUUCCUGAAAUAUGAACGUACGAAAUAAUGCAAGUAUUUAAUAGGUCUUUACAAACUUUACAAAUUUAUAGGGUACAUGAAAGACCAUGCAAGGCAGGCGCUUAAAUUUUUCUUAGCCUAAUUUUUUAUGUUUUUCAUGGGUUCCAAACAGAGUUGAUUAUUUCUCGGUUGGAACAGGAUGAAUAUUAUUCUGAAAUGAAGGAAAUAAGAUUGCAUUUGGCAAAUACACAUCACAGUAUCAACGCUACUAUUUUGUUACGUUUUGUUCCAAAAAUGUUGGAUGUCUCCAGGGAGUUGCAUGCUUAAUUGUUAUGUCUUACAGAUUUGUAUGGUUUGAUUGUGUUUCAUUCUCAGUUUAUUGUGAACUUAAAAAGAUUAAGAAAAGGCAAAUGAGUUUGAGUGUUCUUAACAAGAUUUCAGAACAUUGCCGAAGUUAGAAGAGCUUCACAAUUCCAUUGUGGCAGCAUGCCCUAAUUCAGAACUACGAACGAUCCAUGACGAUCCUUCGCGAUGCAGUGGUCUCAUGAAAUAAGGAAACGUAUUCGUGCUAGGAAGUUAGGAACACACACAGAUUUCGGACAAAUAAAUAUUGCUUGUAUUUUGUAGAUAAUAAUACAGACUUGUUUCAUAAUAAACAAUUUGUCAAGUGUCAUUUAUUUACUGCUAAUCGUGCAUGUUUCAGUCGGGCAAAUCUUGGUUAAUAUUUGAUACGCCGUUUUUUGCAUAUUUCAGACACAUCCAGAAAUAUGCUCCCAAUUUUAAACAUUAAUAUCUCCGUGAAUUUUUAAGUGAAAUACAACUGUAACAUAUCAAAAUUUAAGUUAGUCCUUCCUCUAUUUGAUGCAAGUUAUUUCUCUUUAAAAGGUUUACUUGUUUAGAAGUUAUUACGAAUCAAACCGGAGUACUUUUUUUUGGGACACCCGGUAUAUAUGUAUAAAUAUAUAUAGUAUAUAUUUAACAGUUAUUCUACGAACUCGAGUCGAAUAUGAGCUGAUAGCCGAUGAGGCGCGUAGCGCCGAAUCGGCUAUCGCUCAUAUUCGACGAGAGUGAGUGGAAUAACUGUUUUAUUAUAUACACAAGGUCUGAAUUCACAGACUUUGCUUUUCGAAUAUUUUCAAUAUUUUUCUAUUUUGUUUUUGUUUUUAUCUUCGCUCUUUCGGCCGAUUAUUUUUUCAAAAAUAUAUAUUUUUAACCAUUUUAAAUUUUAAAAAUUUAUUUGCUAACCUGAAAACAAUUUGUGGGAGUUUUUUUCAUUGUGUUUUUAAUCCUGUGAAGGCUAUAAAAAGCGACAACUUGCCGUUUUCUCGUUUGCAAAACAUCGUAAAUUCAGUUUGGCCGCCAUUUUGUUUUGCUCUACUAGCAGGAUAUGAGCUAAUAUCCUGCUAGUAGAGAACCAAUCAGAUUGCAGAAUACCUCAUAUCCAGACCUUGUGUAUAUAAUAAAUAGUUAUAUACCAAAUACUGUAAUGAUGUUCUCACACAUUUUGAAAGUUUUAAGUUCAUUUCAAGUUAUGGUAUCAUUUCAAGUUAUGGUAUUCAUGUAUUAUAAUAUGUACUUUUUAUAUGUAUAUGUCUAUAUAUAUAUAUAUAUAUAUAUAUAUAUAUAUAUAUAUAUAUAUAUAUAUAUAUAUAUAUAUAUAUAUAUAUAUAUAUAUAUAUAUAUAUAUAUAUAUAUAUAUAUAUAAGGUAACUAUAAAUAAGAGUUACUUUCAUCCUGCUCAUCAGCACUACACUGAUGAGGCCCAUUAGGCCGAAACGGUACCGUCUGUAGUUAGAUAUCGCUCUAUGGUGUAGACUAAGACAUGAUAUCUGAAGAUAAUUUGAUAAAACCUAAACCUAUUUACGAUAAAAGUUACUCGAGUUUCACGCACAAAGGCGAUCAUCAGACUAAAGUGCUUUUACGGUGGAUUGUAAUUAUAAGCGUAAAAUUUCCUUUCGUGACAACACUUAGCUAUUAAUUCUGAUCUUUUAUUCAGUAGUGAUUGUUUAUCUGCAUUCAAAAUGCAGAUUUUCUCGGAUAGGCACAAGUUACAUAUCUUUCCUCCACUCCUAUAAGCAUUUGCACGCUUAAGGAUUUUCCACUCGAUUGCGUAAGCUGUGUCGGAUUCCCAGAUGAACUUCGAGAGCGUUGUACUUCCAGCGUGCUCAACAUUGUUGAAGGAUGAUUUGUGGUUUCGGUACCGCGUUUUGAAUUCGUUUUCUGUCAUUCCUAUGUAUAUUUUAGGUGGCUGGUUCGAUGGGGUCACUGUAGCUUGGUAUACAAUGCUCUUUGUCUUGCAUGCAUUGUUUAAUGGGCAGUUCUUCUCGUCUUGGCAAUUACAUUGACUAUUAACGUCAUUUGUCGGGCUGGGUUUGAGAAUUUUAGCAUUAUGUUGCUUGAUUAUAGAUUCUAUGUUAUCCAUUCAGCUAUAACUUACUUUACAGCUAUUUCUGUUAAAGACUGGCCGUAGCUGGUGGCCUAUUGGGAAAUGCUUGUCUAUUAAUUGCAGGAAAUGCAUGCCGACGUUCGUUCGGACAUUCAUGCUGUACGGCGGGUUGAACCAUAAUAUAUUCCUUCUGCGCUUCCUGCGAGGGGGUGAUGGUUGGGAAUAUUCUAGUUUGCUGGUAAACCCACUACAUUGAAGGGCGCUAUCGUAGGUGGGGGCUUCUCUAGCGAAUUCUUCGGGGUUGCAUGAAAGCGACGAAACCCUCUUGGAUAUAGUCGAUGGUAGCUGCUUAAGUAUGGGAGGUGGAUGGUUCGAUUGAGAAUUGAUGUAUGAUGGCGGGUCAUCUGGUUUCCUAUAUGGCACGUAUUUGCCAUUGGAUAGAUUUAGAGUGACGUCUAGAAAGUUGACCACGUAUACAUUGGCUUGAGCCGUUAUUCUUAAUCCCAAUUCUGCAAAAACCUCGCAGAACCGCUUGCGGAUUCUGUCUCCUGUUCUAGGGCGCGCGUUACGGAUGGCGGCCAAUCCGUCGUCUCGAUAUAGGCCAAUGUCUAUGUUGUUGCUGCAUUUUUCGUUAAGCUUGCUAAGUGCGAAAAGCCCGAGCAACUCGCAGAUUUCGGCGACAUCGAAACUGCCCAUUGACACGUCAAAUAGGCUGCGGUUGGAUUUCUUAGCCCAAGGCUCAUUCUUAUCAAACAAUAGGGAUUUCCUUGAGUGCAUAAUUAUUUCUAUUUCAUCGGCUGUAAUAUAUUCAAAUUGGCUGGCGAACUGUAAAGCGUUGUGUAAAAGCUGCUCUGAUAUCGAGGGGUAAAACGCAGAUAAACAAUCACUACUGAAUAAAAGAUCAGAAUUAAUAGCUAAGUGUUGUCACGAAAGGAAAUUUUACGCUUAUAAUUACAAUCCACCGUAAAAGCACUUUAGUCUGAUGAUCGCCUUUGUGCGUGAAACUCGAGUAACUUUUAUCGUAAAUAGGUUUAGGUUUUAUUAAAUUAUCUUCAGAUAUCAUGUCUUAGUCUACACUAAUAAUAGUUUUGCUCUGCAAAAUCUUACCUGCAUUGAGCACUCUUCAGAUACGUGUCAGCACCGACAAACAAGAUAUAUAUAUAUAUAUAUAUAUAUAUAUAUAUAUAUAUAUAUAUAUAUAUAUAUAUAUAUAUAUAUAUAUAUAUAUAUAUAUAUAUAGACAAGUAUCGAGUUUGGAAUCAUAUAUGAGUAGAGUGCUCAAUACCGUAGUAGAGCUGAUAAGAUUAGAAGACAAACUUGAAUUACUUCAAAUAUAGUUAAGUAAAGUGAAAUAAAGUUCAUAUGAAGUAAUUCAAGUUUGUCUACAUUUCUCUUGAAGAAGUUUGAACAUAUAAGAAUUGACUUAAUCCCCAAUCAACAUCAGUCAUUUUUAAUAGUUCAACAAAUAUAUUAUACUAUAUUACUAUAACAGUGUCGUUAGGUCUUUUCGCAACUCGAAAAGUGAAAUACUGUUCAAUGUUCCAACCGCUUGUCAAUCAAGUCCACCAGUCCUUUAAAAAAUCCAAAAUUUCUCUCCCAGAAAAAUCGCCCACCUCAAAAAUGCUAUAUUCACGUUUAAUUGUUCAAGAUUAUUUUUCGUUCCUUUGUCCCUAUAUACAUGUCCCUCAAAUUUUGUAGGUUGAAUCGAGUAUAGAUUCAACUAAGAAGGUAGACAUGACAACGGUUUUCCCUUAUAUUUCAUGCUAAUGCAAUGUACGGUUUUUGCUUGUCAUAUAUAGUUAUUUGUAAACAAAAUAUGUUUUGUGAUUCAAUUAAAGUACAUGCAAGACUUAAUUGUUAAAGUGUGCUAAAAUUGAAGGCAUUACUUUGUCUCAUUAACUUUUCCUUAUUAUUUGACUGUAAUUAACUUUUCCUCGCGGAGACGUUAAUGAAAUUUCCUCGGAAACGUGGGCGUUAAAUUUAAGAUAAAAAUUUAUUACUUUAAAUUAAUAGGAAACAGCGCAUUAGCAAGAACGACUGAAUGUAUAUGCUGGUUUUUAGCAGAGCCUGAGGUCCGCCCAUGAACUCGUUUUUUUUUAAGGAUAUUUUUCAAUAUACGUACGGACAAAAACGUUAAAACAUGAAACAAAAUUCAAGUAUUUUUUUGUGUAGUUAGUACAACCGUACAAGGUUUUAGUAGUUCGUACAAAUUUUGCUGUCACAUGUUGACAUUCAGCAGCCACUGCACAUUCAGCCAUCGCACGAUUUUAAGAUUUUUCGAAAGAUUUUUUUGGAAAGCGCAUGUACGAGGAUUUUUGGAGUAAAAACUAUAGAGGGCACUCACUUUCACAAGUCACAACCUAUGCAUAAAUUAUACAAUGGGCUAAUAACGCAUUUAUAGUUCACUCUGCCCGUCAAAUCAAAGCAAGACAAACUUUAUUCCAUCCUAUUUUCAAUGAAAUUUAACCAAAAUUUAAUCAAUUUGUCCUUUGGGAAAUGUCAUGCAUGGGUCCCGCAAAUUUUCGUGCCAAUACGUUUGAUAGUUUUUGAGUUAUCGUGUGCUGAAAGAAAAACACACACAGACAGGCACACACACACACACAUAAUGACGGUCGCCAUAGAGUAAUUUAGUAUUUAACACAAAACAGUAGACACUCCGUAAAUUGUUAACAUUUGAAUUAUAUGCGUUUUAAUCCUGCUGAAUUAGAUGACUGUAAAGAAAUAAUCAAAACAUAGAGUAUUAAAGAUGAUUUCCACUCCGUUCUGCGUAUCAGUUCUGCUCAUAACAAAGGGGGACCCCCAGAUAUAAAGAUUGCCCAAAUUUUGCAUCUUUCGAACUUUUUUGAAUUGAAACGUACAAUUUAUAUUCAUUUACAAGCAUAGCGAACAUGAAAAGUGUUAGAUAUUCAGUUAGUAUAUCAUAUUUUACAAAUAUAGCAGUUCAAAACGUAAACAAAGUUCGCGCAUGUGCACAGGAGUGGACAUCAUCUUUAAAGUGUUAACAAUUUACGGAGUGUAACGGAGUGUGUUUAAUUUUUGGAAUAAUUCAGCCCCCAAUGACGAUGCAAAAAAUCCUAAAAAGUAAAAUUACUCAAAUUUAUGUCCGAAUUUACUAAUUUUUGAGUGAAGUAAAUUUAAAACAUUACUUAAAAGAAAGAGUAAAUUUGCAUGCUCAGAAAUUUUCAAUAACUUUACCCAAAAUUGUGAGUCACUUCGAGUGGAAUAUUUUACUACAAUGUUUUUGAGUCGGACGAAUACUCGGGAAUUUUAUAGCCUUGUUGUGUAGAUAUUUCUGAAAUUGAAAAACGCGCUCUGUACUAAAUUAGUUCUCUUUCUUGAAGGACGUAUUGGGAGUAAGUCGAGCAGAUCUGCAAGAAGUCGCAAAGUCAAUUCCAUCACUCAAGAAGACAUGUUUGAGUUGAUCAUAAAAUCUCAGGUAAGAAUUGAGUUGAAAAAUAUGGUAUAACUUUCUAAUGGAGACAUGGGGGGCAUUCGUUUAGUACGUACACAUGGGAGAGGAGGAGUCGUAAGUGGACAAAACGGUGAUUCUAUUUUUGUCUUUCCAUGAAGAUUUAAUCUUCUUGGUUUGAAGUCCUGUCGUCGUCCAGUGGCGUCGUAGGUCAUAAAAUCCUAAUUAACUUUAUCGGCGGUUUCUUGCAGGAAUCGCGUAUCAACGACCAACGUUGUGACCCCGAUCUUAUACAACAAGCCCCUACCGUGCCAGAUGAAGAUUUCUUUGGCCUAAUAUUGCGUCUGCAAUCCAACCGUAUUGAUGAACAGCGGUGUAGUCUACCAGACAACCGACGGAGCAACAAUACCGCGAAGCCUAAACGGACUAAGCCCCAGUACAGGAAGGAAUCACAGCUGUAAAUAAAAUGUGUUUCCAUCACUUGAGAAGAACGAUGUGAAGAUUAAAUGAAAAGCUUUAAAAUAAGCCUGCAUAAUGCAUAUUUUAUGCAGGCUUGUAUAGUUCUGUGCCAGAAAUGGCGAACAUGGUCCAAUUGUUUGAACUAUAAAGGAAACUAUUCCAGACUUUUAAAUCUGUCACCAAGAUAGGUAGGCAGUAUAGACUGAUUACACAAAUGAUGUCUUUCUAUUUUUAAUUUCCAAAGCUGCACUCUAAAAACUGCACUCUGGUUGAAAUUCCCCUUCAUAUUUCUAGUUAGAUUUCCUGGUUAGUUUAUCUCACUUCGUACCAUAGUCUGGUUAAUGUAACCAGGAAUCUGGUUAUAUAUGACCCAGGACGUCCCUGUUAAAAUAACCAGACUAACCAGACUAUGCUAUAGGUGGAUAUAUAACCUGAGCCGUGGUUAAUUAUCCACCCAACAUAUAGUCUGGUCAAUUUAACCAGACUAUAGUGGGAAAACGUUAAAAUAACCAAGAAAUUUAAACCGAAAUAUUAUUGUUGACCCAAAUAGGGUUAAGCCUUCUUUACACUAUCAAAGUUUCUGUGAUCACAGUAGGAAUUUUGCAUCGGUAAGUUGUACGUUUUGAAGGAUUUGUUAGAAAUGUUGAGGGAACUGACUCGAUGUCUAACGUUGAGUCAGUUUGUUCAAACAUUUCUUACAAAUCCUUCAAAACGUAGAAUUUACCAAUGCAAAAUUCCUACUGAGAUCACAGAAACUUUGAUAGUGUAAACCAGACUUUAUUUCUAGGUUAACCAUGGGAAAAUUUAACCAGAGUGUUUUAGAGAGUGGGCUGAAGGGUAAAUACUGAUGCAUGUAUUAUAACGAUGUGUUGUAUAUAUGUUGUUUUAGAAAUCACUAUGUUUAUAUAGCCCUUUUUGCGUGAGGCAUUGGCGAAGCACAGUCUAUCAAAAUAGGAGGGUCUGGAAACUAAACACAAGUCACUGUGUUAUGUUUUUACCUGAGUUUUUGUUAAUUUGUGCACAGUCACGGUGAUUGAGCUCAUUUUAUUUUCGUAUAAUCAAGUAAUGCCUGGUUCACACUGGUCGUAAGAAUCGUGGAUUUCCAUUGUCUGUGGUCAUUGAUAUGUAAAAUGCAUUGUCCAUGAGGCAUCGCAAAAGAAUACAAUAGAUCGCCGAUGAAUUACGACCAUUGUGAACCAGGCUUUAUCGUCCAACAGGGAUAGCUGAAUGAAACGUGCAUGCCACCACGUUGAAUAAUAUUUAAUGUUGAGACAAAGGAUUUGCACACAUGGUGAGGUAUAGUUCAACAUCAACAUCUUUCAAGGUUGCCGGGUUUCCAGACCAUCGUAUCUUGACGGACUAUUUGGAAAAAGAAAGGGCGGACGAAAAGAGGUUAAGCAUGUUUACAAGCUUUCCAUGCCGGAACUAAUCGGAGCAGGAUUUUAGGUGCGAAUUUCUUGUUCGGUUGGGUGGGAACGAAUGGAUGAGUUAUGAAUGUUGAGAUAAGGGUACAUAUGCUCAAAACAUUCAUAGCUUAUCUACUCGUUCACAUCAUUCAUCAUUCAUCUGUUCCAAAACAAACGCACAUGCAGG